UACACCACUCGUUUCAUUUCUCCUUCCCUCAAUAUUUACAGUACUCAUUUCUCCAUUUUCAAGCAUUAUUGGUUCACAAACAAGCUUUAUUUUACUUUAUAUUUUUUUUUAUCUGAUCAACAUGGUGAAGAAGGAAUUAGCAAAUGAUGACAAUCAUUCAACGACACUUCCAACAAGUAAAAAAAAAUACAAGGGAGUAAGAAUGAGAAGCUGGGGCUCAUGGGUUUCUGAAAUUAGAGCUCCCAAUCAAAAGACAAGAAUAUGGUUAGGUUCAUAUUCUACGGCGGAGGCCGCUGCGAGGGCUUACGACGCGGCCCUCUUGUGUCUUAAAGGCUCCUCCGCCAAUCUUAAUUUUCCAAUCUCUUCUUCUUCCUUUGCUCAUUUUCAUAAUUUUCUCUCUUCCAAUCAUGAUGAUCAUAAUAAUGUCAUGUCUCCAAAAUCCAUCCAAAGAGUUGCUGCCGAAGCUGCCGCGAACACCGCCUUCUUCGAUUGCAAUGUUGACAGUAAUACGUUGGGAUCUAACGAUGUGCUGCCAUCGUCGCCACCACCUUCCUCCUCCUCUUCUUCCUCUGUCUCGUCAUCGUCCAAUAACGAUUCGUUUAUGAUGACGGAUCCAUCGUGGUUCAACUUUGAUGACAUACUCUCCCCUAAGUAUGUUGGGCAAAUGAUGGAUGGGACUCUAUUUGAUCCACCCAUUAUUGAUGAUUUUUAUGACGAAAGUGAUAUUAGUUUAUGGAGCUUCUGUUGAAAAAAAAAAUCAAUGUUUUAUUUAUUCUUUUUUUUUUUUUUUUAAUACAUUUUUUGCAUAUUCAUAUUGUAUGAUCCCUCAGAUUGUUAAUUUUACAAAAUUACUGACAAAAGUAAAAAUUUACAUAAUAAUAUAUAAAUAUAGGUUACAGCCGCAGAUUAUUUUUCUGGGUUGGUUGAUCUCUUUUGUUGGAUUUCAUAUAUUGUUCUUCUGUUCCAUUUUGAGUCUAAUUUGCUCUCUACACUUUUAAUAAGUUCUUGGAUUUUUAAUUUUGUGUCUGGAUAAAACUUUGCAGAUUCAUGAACUUAAAUAAUAUCAAAAGUUCAGAUAUUAAAUUUUUAAUUUUGAAAAAUUAUAAAUUCUUAGUUUAAGAAACAAAACCAAUGACUGUAUGUAAAUCUGACAUUGAUCUUGAUGUGUGGUUUGCUGUAUGAUUGUCUCAAA
Molecule: messenger RNA, 1192 nt
Organism: Benincasa hispida (wax gourd)
Lineage: Eukaryota; Viridiplantae; Streptophyta; Magnoliopsida; Cucurbitales; Cucurbitaceae
Product: ethylene-responsive transcription factor ERF014-like
Biological process (GO): regulation of DNA-templated transcription
Molecular function (GO): DNA binding; DNA-binding transcription factor activity
Source: RefSeq, a predicted model, not a curated record